Messenger RNA from Mesitornis unicolor (brown roatelo), 311 nucleotides. RefSeq names its product chromosome unknown open reading frame, human C17orf67. Bases 24 to 296 code for a protein of 90 amino acids. The transcript is spliced from 3 exons. The record is from RefSeq and is a predicted model, not a curated record. NCBI's taxonomy places the organism in Eukaryota, Metazoa, Chordata, Aves, Mesitornithiformes, Mesitornithidae.
GACUGAGAGAAGGCAGAAUAAAAAUGAAGACGUUACUUGUGUUUGUCUUCUUUUUGGUCCUGAUGAGCACUUUUACAGACACUUCACCAAUUUUGCCUGAAAAAGAUGCCAAACAGAUUCUGAGAACUCGUCGUGAAGACAGACCAAGAAAAGCUGGUUUCCCUGAUGAGCCAAUGAGGGAGUAUAUGCUUCACCUCCAGCGCUUGGAGCAGAGAUCAGAAGAACAAUUCCUUGAGCACUGGUUGAAUCCACAUUGCUUCCCACACUGCAACAGGGAUAUAGUGCAUCCAAUUUAAUGGUUUUGCCUAUCC